AUGAUAAGAUCCAGUGGUUCGAGGCCAACCCUGACCCAGGGUCUGGAUAGGGAGAUAUACGCUGUAGUGCGAAAGCUCGCAGAUGAACAAGCUCAACUCGAGGGCGGUGGGAAGCGCCUGACAAUUACCACUGUAUAUGAGAGUAUCAAACGUUCGAAUUCGAGCCUGAAGCGCAGAAGUAAAAAGCUACUAGAGGACUCGAUCGACCGCGUCCUGCGGGUUUUAAAGGAAGAACUAGACGAUAGCGAUUCAGUCGAUGGGGAUUUCGACGGCAUCGCGGAUACAGAGCCUGAGCUAAAGGAGCAUAAUAUCAUGAACAAGAGCAUCACACGAAUGUGGACAAAACCAACUGCAUCUACAACCAUGACUCUGGUGGAGGGCGACACACCAACUACUGGGACUAACACGCCUGCUCUGCCUAUUCAAACUCUGACUGGUGUAGGCGUGGAAUCCCCAUCGAAGGUAGAUCGUCAAGAAAAUGGAGAACCCAAGCCGAAACGACGCAAGGCAGAACGCGAGAGUAGGAAGGAGAUCGAUCGGUCACCACCCACUGAUAUUUCGCUGGAGAAUCUGGGAGGAGUCGACAACGUUAUUGAAGAGCUGAACGAGCUUGUAGCGAUGCCAAUGCUGUAUCCAGAAAUGUAUAUACAGACCGGUAUACAGCCACCUCGUGGUGUAUUACUCCAUGGACCGCCUGGUUGUGGAAAGACAAUGAUAGCCAACGCCUUCGCAGCAGAAAUUGGGGUAUCUUACAUUCCAUUAUCGGCUCCUUCGUUGGUUGCUGGUAUGUCCGGAGAAUCGGAAAAGAAGAUAAGAGACAUCUUCGACGAGGCCAAGCGAAUGGCCCCAUGCCUUAUUUUCAUCGAUGAGAUUGAUGUCAUCAUGGGGAAGCGUGAAAGUGCUCAAAGGGAGAUGGAGAAGCGCAUUGUAGCACAGAUGCUCACAUGCAUGGAUGACAUGGCACUCGAGAAGACUGGAGGGAAACCAGUCAUCAUCAUUGCGGCUACAAAUCGCCCAGACAGCCUCGACCCAGCACUUCGGAGAGCCGGAAGGUUCAAUAAAGAGAUUAAUCUGGGCGUUCCGAACGAACAAGCACGGGAGAAGAUUCUGCGGGCCCUCACCCAGAAGUUGAAGCUACCUGAUUAUUUCGACUAUCGCAGUCUCGCAAAACUCACCCCGGGAUUCGUUGGAGCCGAUCUCAAUGAUGUCGUUUCUGUUGCCGGUACAGAAGCAAUGAAGCGGAUGAUGGCUGUUCUUAAACAGCGCAGUGCAAUGGCCAUGGAUAUUGACUCUGCCCCCUCGUCGCCUGUCGUUGCACCUCCACUCUUAACUCUUCGGUCCCUUGUUGCUCAUGCCGGCGAAUCUUUAUCUAUACCGGAAAAUGAUCUGUCCAUAACUUAUACAGAUUUCCUGACCGCAGUCCCCAAGGUCCAACCAUCAGCCAAGCGCGAGGGUUUUGCAACCAUUCCAGACACUACUUGGGCACACAUUGGCGCCUUGCAUGAAGUCCGCGAUCAACUUGAGAUGGCAAUCGUCGAGCCAAUUAAACGACCUGAAUCUUUUGCUCGUGUUGGUAUCACUGCGCCGACAGGCGUUCUUCUCUGGGGACCACCUGGAUGUGGUAAAACACUCCUUGCAAAGGCCGUGGCCAACGAGUCAAAGGCAAACUUUAUCUCUAUCAAGGGACCAGAAUUGUUGAACAAAUACGUCGGAGAAUCCGAACGCGCGGUCCGUCAAGUUUUCGAGCGGGCUCGUUCUUCCGUGCCGUGUAUUCUAUUCUUCGAUGAACUGGAUGCUUUAGUACCAAAAAGGGAAGACUCACUGUCGGAGGCUAGCAGCAAGGUUGUUAAUACACUUCUCACUGAGCUUGAUGGAUUAAGCAAUCGGGCGGGAAUAUAUGUGGUUGCUGCCACCAACAGACCAGAUAUGAUCGAUCCCGCCAUGCUACGACCAGGUCGCCUCGGAACGUCUGUCUACGUAGACCUACCCACUGCCGACGAAAGGGUUGAGAUUCUUAAAGCAAUCAUCAGAAAAGCUCUGCCCGAAGCUUCCCAGGAGGAGAUUGAAGUUCUAGAAGAGGUGGCACGGGAUCCUAGGGCUGAAGGAUACAGCGGAGCGGACUUGGGCAAUCUGCAUCUAGCUGCGGCCGUUGCGACCCUGAAGAGAGAGGUGAAAGAGGAGAUGGAGGUGGCUUCUGGGACUCGAUCCGAGGUGUUGCGGGGGAUCCAGAAGUGUGAUUGGGAGGUUGCGUUGGGGACGGUGAAGGCUAGUGUGAAAGAUAUAGAGAAGUAUAGAAAACUGAAGAAAAGGGGUAUGUGA
Messenger RNA from Amorphotheca resinae ATCC 22711, 2319 nucleotides. RefSeq lists its product as hypothetical. NCBI's taxonomy places the organism in Eukaryota, Fungi, Ascomycota, Leotiomycetes, Helotiales, Amorphothecaceae. The record is from RefSeq and is a predicted model, not a curated record. Gene Ontology annotation, cellular component: nucleus. Gene Ontology annotation, molecular function: RNA binding; ATP binding; preribosome binding. Gene Ontology annotation, biological process: ribosome biogenesis. The coding region runs from base 1 to 2319 and encodes 772 amino acids. The transcript is spliced from 3 exons.